AUGCUAGCGAGUACGUCUAGAAAUGCGAAGGAGCUGGUCCAGCCAGCUGUUCAGGCGAACAAGGAGCACCAGUACGCGCUCAAAGUUUACACCGAGCGUCUAGAGACAGAGCUAGAGCAUCUGGACAAGUUGCUGGCUUCUGCGGAAGUCUCAGACGUGGAUGAGGAUGAAACUGCCAACGCCGGAGGGAACGUGCUCGUACCCGGUGCGGCGAGGCCACGGAGUAUCAUACCUUUGAAUGACUUGGUCGCAGAAUCCUCCCCAUUUUAUAGCGAUGUACUGAGAAGACAGCGCUAUGAAGACCUUACGGUAGUGCAUCCCAUGAAGGCGCAGGAGCUGGAAGCACUAGCAGACGCUGUACGCUCCGAGAACUACCGAGUCUAUGCGCUGCAAGCCCAGGCUCAAGGCCUCCAAUUUUAUGCCGGGCUCGCGGAACCACCCCCAGGAUUCAUAAACACAAACAAGCAUGGCAUCGACUGGGACCGUGUCGCACAGAAGCCUCUCGAGGUCUCCUCCGCCGGCCCCUCCGUCCAAAGGACCGCUAAAGAAUGUGAGAUUCGCUGGUUGGGCGACCGCCACCCACAAUUCAAUGAUGCUCAGUGGACGCAGGCAGAGGUCGCCAAGGUCAGAGAACUGGUCGACGGCGCGCACGAAGGGGAGGUCGACUGGUCUGAAAUCGCCGAAAAGCUUGGGACGGGACGUACACCAGUAGAUUGCAUGCGCCAUGCGAUCCCUCGGAGGACGCAUUCGUGGACACCGGACGCAGACAAGCGGCUUUUGGAAGCCGUCAAUAUCUACGGGACUGAUGGUUGGGCUCUCGUCGCACGAUGGGUCUCAGAAGACGCGACCGCCUCUCAAUGCCAGAACCGCUACCUGCGCACUCUUGAUCCGACCCUCAGGAGGGGUCCAUGGACGCCGGAUGAAGACGAGCGAGUAAAGCAGGCCGUCGCCGUGUGCGGGCACGUCUGGGUCGACGUAGCCACCUACGUGGAGGGCCGCAACAACGAGCAAUGCCGUGACAGGUAUCAGGAGUAUCUGAACCCAGCUGUAGCCAAGGGCAAGUGGACAGAGGAGCAAGAUGCUGCGCUGUUGAAGGCGGUCGAGCAGGUAGGCAUGGGCAAGUGGAAGGAGGUCAGCCAGGUGCUCAAUGCUGGGCGUACGGAUAACAUGUGUCGGAUGCGAUAUGGUGUGCUCACGAGGCCCAAAAGGCCGAGCAAGAAUACGUCGCCAGGUCCCUCGGACGGCCUAGCCACUGCAGAGGUGCCAUCCAAGGGUACAUCUAAGGCCUCAUCGCGCGCUCGCACGAAGCAGCCGUCCGGCCCGUCGACGCCUGCAAACGAGUCGACGCCUGCGUACGAGGGCCAACCGCAGUUCCUCAUUCUCCAUCCCGAGUCCUACGUGGCCCCUUCUUCGGGCGGCACUCCUGUUCCGAGCGCAAACCCCAAACCUAGGCCACGGCCGCGAAAGAAGAAACCCCCUGCGACCGCGGAUACUGCUGAAGCAGUGCCCCCUGAGCAGCAAGCGGGACCUUCGACGUUUGAGUCCGCUCCCGACAAUACCUCUAGCGCGGAUAUCCCUGCUCCUCCAUCGGAGGAUGCGACGGUGGUUGCCCAGAAAAGGUCCAGGGCAAUGGCUGGCAGUCCGGGCCCGCAGCCCACCGAGGAAGAGGUCGCGGUAGAGGAAGGGGGCGGGGAACCAGAAGUCGCGGUCGGGCACGAGGGCGUGGCCGUGGUCGCGGCCGUGGAGGCGGUGCGCGGGGGGAGUCUUCGGUGGGACCAAACGAACAAGAAGGGGCGGCAGAGGGUUCGGACCCAAACAGCGCGAUGGAUGCCACGGGUCCGUUGA
Messenger RNA from Trametes versicolor FP-101664 SS1, 1845 nucleotides. RefSeq lists its product as uncharacterized. Bases 1 to 1845 code for a protein of 614 amino acids. The transcript is spliced from 10 exons. NCBI's taxonomy places the organism in Eukaryota, Fungi, Basidiomycota, Agaricomycetes, Polyporales, Polyporaceae. The record is from RefSeq and is a predicted model, not a curated record.